CGGACUUCGAUCUGCACAUUGCACAUACAAAUAGUAGUUUAGCAAAAUAUAUUUAGUACAUACAUUUUAGACUGCAGCGAUGUUUAUUCUCUUUAUUGUGAGCAUAAUGGCGACAGCGGACGCCGUGAAUUCAAAUUAUUAUUUCGGGCCUAUUAGAAGGCAUCGUUUUAGAUACAAUUACUUGUAUUGCGUGACCUGCAAUUUACCCGUAUUGCAAUGGAAUACAUUGAGCAAUGUGGAUAUGGAAAUUGGGAACCUGAUGUUGCAACACAGUCGCAUAGAAUCUAUCGAUAGCUUCGCCCUCUCCAAGAUAAAAGGUCUGCGUAGCCUCGAUUUGAGGUUUAACAGGAUCCAAGAAAUAGCAAGUAAAGCCUUCACAAGCUGCGAUGUGAUCAAACUAGACAACAAUUUCCUGCGCGUUCUCAGACCAGGAUUUCUCAACAACACCCACGUGCAGCAUCUUUCCUUAACAGCGAAUCACGUCAUAGAACUUCCAUCCGGUAUCUUUCACGGAGGCAAACUCAUCACACUUGACAUUUCGAAGAAUCAAAUAUCAAAGUUGUACGAGGAUUCGUUCAAAUUCGCUGAAAACUUGUGCUCCCUGAAUUUGGCGUGCAACCGGCUGUACAGGAUACCGUUGGGAUUAUUCAGAAAUAUGCAGUAUUUGAAAGAUUUGGACCUGUCAGAUAAUUUCUUGCGCGAUCUACACUACGGUAUGUUCGAAGGUUUAUCAGAAUUAAGAGAGCUCGAUUUGGCCGGAAACGGGAUCAGAGUGUUCGAGCCCAGCAUGUUGGUCAGCCUCGACAAGUUGCAACGUCUUCAUCUCAACCGUAAUCAUAUACAGCGCGUGAACGCUGCAGAAUUGAUUAGUUAUCUCAAUUCGUUGGCGCAGAUGGAUGUUAGCGAAAAUAUUUGGGAAUGCAAAAGUCUGGCACAGCUCCUCAUGCACGCGCGCAACAAGAACGUCAAGAUAUUGCAGUACAAUAAGUUCAACGAAAGCAAUAUCAAGGCCAUCUCUUGCACCCCGUAGUAUUUCAGGGUGAUGGGAACGCAAUACUGAAUUCCGGGUUGAAAGUUCUGAAAGACUACGAUGUGUGGGGUGAUCUUGAAGGUGGAAGAUCCCAGUUCUCCGGAUCUAGGCAUUCGGUUCUGCUUGCAGAGCUGCUGGCACCUCUCCUCCGUGGACAAUCUCAUCUCCCUGAUAAAACAGGAGGGCGACAACUGCUCCAAAAAGACAAUAAAAAUUGUUCGCAGCGCAAA
This is a messenger RNA of Nicrophorus vespilloides, 1260 nucleotides long. RefSeq names its product leucine-rich repeat-containing protein 15-like. The coding region runs from base 80 to 1030 and encodes 316 amino acids. The transcript has 4 exons. Gene Ontology annotation, molecular function: protein binding. The record is from RefSeq and is a predicted model, not a curated record. NCBI's taxonomy places the organism in Eukaryota, Metazoa, Arthropoda, Insecta, Coleoptera, Silphidae.